CGUCGGAUUUGGUGUGUAUCCCCCAUUUCCAAUUAUAGAUGGAUCAUUACAGACAGCGGAGUCCUGAGAAGCCAGACAUCUGCUUCUCACAUGAAUGCACUCACCUCCUAGAGACCCGGCUGCCAUCAUGCUCUGGAAGCUCGUGGAGAAUGUCAAGUACGAAGAUAUCUAUGAGAUGUUAGUCCACACCUAUUCAUCCAUGGACCGGCACGAUGGCGUCCCGAGUCACAGCUCACGGCUCUCCCAGCUGGGCUCGGUGUCCCAAGGACCUUACUCCAGCGCCCCGCCGCUGUCCCACACGCCGUCGUCAGAUUUCCAGCCACCCUACUUCCCGCCCCCCUACCAGCCGCUCCCCUACCACCAGAGCCAGGACCCCUACUCCCACGUCAACGACCCCUACUCCCUGAACCCCCUGCACCAGCCCCAGCAGCACCCCUGGGGGCAACGACAGCGGCAAGAAGUGGGUUCAGAAGCCGGCUCUCUCCUGCCCCAGCCUCGGGCCGCCCUGCCCCAGCUCUCGGGCCUCGACCCCCGGAGGGACUACCACUCGGUCCGCCGGCCGGACGUGCUCCUGCACUCAGCGCACCACGGCCUGGACGCGGGCAUGGGUGACAGCCUCUCGCUGCACGGUCUCGGCCACCCCGGGAUGGAAGACGUCCAGUCAGUUGAAGAUGCCAAUAACAGCAGCAUGAAUCUAUUGGACCAGUCUGUCAUAAAAAAAGUUCCGGUUCCUCCCAAAUCUGUGACUUCUCUGAUGAUGAAUAAGGAUGGCUUCCUGGGAGGCAUGUCUGUCAACACCGGUGAGGUGUUUUGCUCGGUCCCCGGCCGUUUGUCUCUGCUCAGUUCAACUUCAAAAUACAAAGUAACUGUGGGGGAAGUUCAGAGACGGCUGUCGCCCCCCGAAUGCCUCAAUGCGUCUCUCCUCGGCGGCGUCCUCAGAAGAGCCAAAUCGAAAAAUGGGGGGAGAUCUUUGCGAGAAAGGCUAGAAAAAAUCGGUUUGAAUUUACCCGCGGGCAGGCGCAAGGCAGCAAAUGUCACGUUACUCACCUCCCUGGUGGAAGGAGAGGCUGUUCACUUAGCUCGGGAUUUUGGGUACAUUUGCGAAACGGAGUUUCCUGCCAAAGCUGUUUCUGAGUAUUUGAACCGGCAGCACACGGACCCCAGUGACCUGCACUCCCGGAAGAAUAUGCUGCUGGCCACCAAGCAACUUUGUAAAGAAUUUACGGAUCUGCUGGCUCAGGACCGGACGCCCAUCGGAAACAGCCGGCCCAGCCCCAUCCUGGAGCCUGGGAUCCAGAGCUGCCUCACGCACUUCAGCCUCAUCACGCACGGCUUCGGCGCCCCGGCCAUUUGCGCUGCGCUCACGGCCCUGCAGAACUAUCUCACCGAGGCGCUCAAAGGCAUGGACAAGAUGUUCUUGAACAACACCACCACUAACAGGCACACGUCUGGGGAAGGCCCAGCUUUGCCCGCAUGGUUUAUGAGCUUCUUCAAAGAGGACUUGGGCUUCCUACACAAUCUAUAAGGGCAACGCGCCCCACGCGUGUGACGUGCGAGAGACGCGAUGGACGCGCCUUGCUCUUACUGUGCAGGUCCCGAGAGCGUGGGGGCCACUCGCGCCCAGUCGUGUUGAGGACAUAGAAUCAGCCGCUGGAGGGGCCGCGGGCCGCGCGGGCCCUUCCCGCUCUCGGUCUCACCCUAAGGGCUAAGGCGACCGAGAAAGCCCGGUGCUCCAGUAGGUAAUGGGGCGGCGCCCCGCGGGCUGCAGGCGGGAGGGGUCUCAGCGCUGCCCGAGCCCCUUGCUGCCAGCGGCCGCCCCGGGCGCCUGCUUCCCGAGGGCGAGUUGGCCUAGAAAUGUCCAGGGGAUCGGAAGCUUCCCCCGCCUUUGCCGGUACGAAAUCUCUCCACCCUCAGGCUCCCCAAGGCGGGUGAUGGGGGUAGGAAUUGUCUUACUGGGCUACGCAGGCUCCUUCGUCGCCCAUCGCCCUCCUCCGGGCGUUCUUUUGGCGCCCGGGCUGAGCAGAGCGCUUAGCAUCUCUCCCCCGCACCCCGCCUCCACGCAACGUGGAGAGAACCCACUGCCCCCUCUCCCUCCCUCACUUCACCUUUCCUGUACGACCCCCGCCCCCCUGCUUUCGUUAGCCAGGCCUGCUACGUUUAUCUGAUAAUUGAGUUAUUAAAAGAUUUGGUUUCCUUGGGCCCAUAAAUCAAUAAACAGUGGGAUUAACUCAAGAGUUUGCCUUUUAAGUCAAGGGAAACGUUUAAAGCAAGCCCCUUUGAGUCUUGUUUUCAAACUAAACAGGUGAGUUGCAGCUCUCCCUCCCCCCGCACCAUGCACUCUUAAGACACGGUAUCCAAGCCGCGUGCCCACUCCUAAGUGCCCGGUCCCAAACCAAAAGAGCUAAAGGUAGAAAGCAGGAGUCAGGACGUGGCAGCGCUGCCCUCACACUUUCCACUUUGCAAGUUCCUUUGGAGGUUCUAAAGGUCUCCUGACCAUUCUCUGUCCAGUCCUGCCUCCUCUUACACGUAUUGUGGUUCUCCUGGAAGCAAAGAGAGAGAAAAAAAGGGCUGUUGUGGGUGAGGAUUCUCCCCUAGUUAGCUUGCUUUUUUUUUUUUUUUUUUCCCCUUCUCUCUGGCACCACAUCCUUAG
This is a messenger RNA of Physeter macrocephalus (sperm whale), 2650 nucleotides long. RefSeq names its product transcription factor AP-2 beta (gene TFAP2B). Gene Ontology annotation, cellular component: nucleus. The record is from RefSeq and is a predicted model, not a curated record. NCBI's taxonomy places the organism in Eukaryota, Metazoa, Chordata, Mammalia, Artiodactyla, Physeteridae. Gene Ontology annotation, molecular function: DNA-binding transcription factor activity, RNA polymerase II-specific; RNA polymerase II transcription regulatory region sequence-specific DNA binding. Gene Ontology annotation, biological process: regulation of cell population proliferation; anatomical structure development; regulation of transcription by RNA polymerase II. The transcript has 10 exons. The coding region runs from base 95 to 1525 and encodes 476 amino acids.